This is a messenger RNA of Drosophila suzukii, 640 nucleotides long. The record is from RefSeq and is a predicted model, not a curated record. Lineage: Eukaryota; Metazoa; Arthropoda; Insecta; Diptera; Drosophilidae.
GGUCAGAUGUUGGCAAACGCUAUAUUCCAUCAAAGGAAGAAAUGUCCCAAACGUUGUUUGAUAAAACGCUGGAUGAUUUUGUAUCGGAGAAGAGCAAACAAUUUCUAACUCGACUGCAGAUUGACGACAGUUUUCUUCAGGAAGAUAUAUCUUCUUGGGAUGAUAAUGCUGCUUUUCUGAAAGCUAAAAGUAGGAUAAGUCGGUUGAAGGUUGUAAAUGACACUGCUGAGAGGGCUGUCAAAUUAAUGCAAGAUUUUCAAGGACUUAUCACGGCGGAAGAAGAACAAAAACAAUACCUGUUGCGCUGUGUCAACGAACAUAGACAUUUAUAUCCGGACUGUAAAAAAACCACACUAAAUAGAAGUUACCCUGCCUGAUUGUUAUUAUUUUAUGUGUUUAAAUAAAUAUAAAUAUUACAAUAAAUUCAUUUUCCAUUUUAUUCACUUCAUUAAUUUCAUUUUGAUUAAUUUUAUAGAAGAUUGGAAUAAUAGGACAAAAAACAUUUUUUGAUCAAAUUUGAAGCUCGGUCGGCACGGGUUGCAAUCAUGCUAGAAAGAUCAAAUUUCAUAUUUGAGUAAGGUUUUACAUUUAUAAAAGAUACAGGGGGUAUGCAUUACAAAAUUCGAAAAAAAAUUUUUUU